GUGGCCCUUCCUAAUUCUCAGAACUCGGAUGUGAUGGCUGGAGCUGAAGCGUUCAUCUUGCAAAUGUGAGGGAAAAAUGAAGAUCAUUUCAGAGCCCCUGGUCCUGAUGUCCUUGAGCCACCAAACCAGUGUCAGAGAUCACCUAGCUCUAGACUUGUUGUUACAGAAGAGAAAUGAACUCACCUCUUGUUUGUGCUUCUCUUACUAUAGUUUUCUGUUAUAUUCAGCCAGACUCGCUUGCUGACGGACCCUGGCAGUGCGUUGUUCGGGAUGUGUUCGGAUGCAAGGAAACAUGACGUCCACUCAGUUCUGUCCCAGAUGCACCGAAGAAUUCGAGACCGGAGCCCAGAAUGGGGAGGGAGAGUUGACCGAGUAGAGGGAGAACUCGACGCCAAUGUCCUAUUCGACAGAGACCGCAGCAACCUGUAUGCCUCGCGGACGGCAGAGGGGAGCUUCGGAAAAUUCAUUCCACGUGUGACGGGAGACCCCCAACUGGGGGAAUGGACGCGAGAACUGGAAGAUGCACUCCCCGAAGACCCGGGCGCCUGCUGCUGUCUCCCUCUGACGUCCGUGGCACGAGGCUUUGUCACGUGCGGCCACGGCCUGGCUGACACGGAGCGCCAGUGCCCAGACGCUGCGAAGGCACUUGUCGUCUCCCUGCGGCUCCAGUGCGACCGUCUGUCCUGUCUUUUCAUUUCCUGCAUCAGCACCCCCCGCCCCGACCCACCGCCCCCGGAGGGUCUGGGCUGCCUCUCCCCGCGUCCUCACAAGCACCAGGGGAGGCGAUGGUUAGUGCAGCUGACGGGUGACCAGCUCCGGUGGGGCGCAGACCUGACCUUCCUGCCCCCCUGGUCGUGGGGCAGGACCCGACAGCUAGUUCUGGCCCGUGAGCGGGAGUGAGUACGUCGUUCCUGGGUUGGGGCAUCGAAUAGCCUGUGUGUGACUUUCUAGAAUCCCCCGCUGAAGUAAUCAUGGAAGCAGAAGUGAAUUUGGAGCCCCCCCAUAGGCUCAGACCCCCGAGUGGCUGGAGGGACCAGAAUGGCCCUGCCCACCUGCAAAGUCAUGGAGCAGGAGGGACACAUAAGUCUGUUUUGAGCCUGAGGUUGGUAAGCCACGGCCUGCAGUCCAAAUCUGGCUCGCUACCUGUUCUUUAAAUGAGGUUUGCCUGGGACACAGCUUGCCCGCUCGUUCAUGGGUUAUCUGUGGCCGCUGUUUUGCUGCAAUGACAGAGUUGAAUAGUUGUCACAGAGACCCUGUGGGUCACAAAGCCUCACAUAUUUCCCAUCUGGCCAUUUACAUACAGAGUUUAUCAGCCGUGUUUUCAGCCACUGCCUUUUUGUGACUGGUUCUUACCACAGCCUAACCAGCCUCUCCCGGUGGCUUACAGAGCACAGUCUUUAAAGCUUGUUAAUCUCGUGGGCUAAAAAAAAAUAGCGUUACGUUAUGUUUAGUUUACAUUUCUUUGAUUAUUCCUGGAGUCCCACCAUUUUCCAUUUGUUCAGUGGCCGUAUUUCUCUUUUGACUGUUGAUACUCGUUGCCAUUUUUUUCAUGAAGGGCUGAGUGAUUUUCCUCUUGAUCUGGUUGAGUUCUCAAAGGAGGGAGGGUAUUAGUCGUUUGUAGCUUACAUUUGAUUUAUUCUACCGAGUCUCAGUUUAGGAAAGAAAUAGUCCCUUCCCUCCAGAAGUUGGAUGAAUACUCAGUUAUAUUUGCUUUAGUCUUUGUAUUGGGUUUAAAAGCAUAUUUUAAUCCAGCAGCAGUCUUAGCACAAGGGAGAGGGUAAGGGAUGGGGUGGGAUGCUUGUCUCAAACUAUUUGUCACUCAGCUUCCCCUCACCCAUCGUGUUUUUGAUGCUUACCUCUUGUAGUUUGAUAAGUUCUUCUGUAUUGAAAUGGCCCAUGUUAAGGCUAGUUUUUCUGUCGCACGGAUUAUCCUGAUUAUUGUCGCAAAAUGCUUUCCUCAUAGUUUCACGGUUUACACGUGAAAACGCAAGCGUGAAGGUCUCACGUGUGCACACAGUCGACCGUACAGAGAGGGCUGUCGCCACAGUGAGGCAGUACCCGUCGUAGAAACAGCCCGGGAGGCAAGAAAAACUCUUAAGACGUUAAGAGCUACAAUGUUUGUCCGAAGCGGUUUUACGGUUUUCUCCAUCUUUCCAGUUCUGGCCAUUUUCACAAUCUUCUCAUAUGCACAAUAAUGGAAAACUAAUUUAUUUUGUGGGAAAAACCGCAUCCCAGGAUGGAACCUCGCUCUCCGAAUGCCUUUGCCUGCCUGCGCUGUUGACUGCCGUCGUGAGAGUUCUGCCGCGCGUCUGGAACGCUCCUGCCUUUUAAUUUCUCCGCGGCCGUUUCCUAUCUUGCCAGGAGCUGCCGCGGUCACCCCCUUAGCUACUCACACAAAG
Molecule: messenger RNA, 2399 nt
Organism: Panthera uncia (snow leopard)
Lineage: Eukaryota; Metazoa; Chordata; Mammalia; Carnivora; Felidae
Exons: 2
Coding region: 271-900 (209 amino acids)
Source: RefSeq, a predicted model, not a curated record